This is a messenger RNA of Epinephelus fuscoguttatus (brown-marbled grouper), 1190 nucleotides long. Its product is annotated as kelch-like protein 20. The coding region runs from base 225 to 1190 and encodes 321 amino acids. Gene Ontology annotation, molecular function: protein binding. The record is from RefSeq and is a predicted model, not a curated record. Lineage: Eukaryota; Metazoa; Chordata; Actinopteri; Perciformes; Serranidae. The transcript has 8 exons.
AGUAUGUACAGGACAUUUCAGAGGAGGAUACUUUAAUCACCUCAGCAGGGCCUGUGGGGAAGUCUCAGCUACUAAUAUCUGGAUAAAUACAAGGAUCUAUUGACUGCUGUUAUACCUGAAGACCUGGGACUCAUCUCUUGGUGGAUUAACUCUUGAGGGCCUCUUCAACAGGAAGCAGCAGCUGCUUUGACUGGGCAGCCCUGCAAGAACCAGAGCGCCGCCAUAUGCUGAUCAAAGACCGCAAAGAGGGGUCUCCCCGCCACCGUCGCCACAUGUCAAGCCCCCUCUCCCUUCGCAAGCAGCUCAGCAAACUUCCCCCCAAAGACGUCUUCAAUGACAUGAUGUUUGUGGUCGGAGGAUGGACCCAGGAUGACCCAUCCUGUUUGGUAGAACAGUUCUGUCCCGAGUACAAUGAGUGGAGGACAGCAGCACGCAUGGUCAACAGUCGUGGCAAAGUGGCCGUGGGCACGCUGGAUGGCAAGAUCUACACAGUGGGCGGGGAAGAUAACAUCCGAUGUUACAGCAGUGUGGAGAGGUACAACCCAGACAUGGACAGCUGGAGUACAGAUGUAGCACCCUUGAGCAGCCCCCGCAGCGGAGUGUGUCUGGUGGCGAUGGACGGAUAUCUGUAUGCUAUUGGAGGACAUGACGGCAUUACUGCCAUAAAUACUGUGGAGAGGUACGACCCGAAAAUGAACACAUGGAGCAAGCAGACAGCCAUGCCGACCAGACGCACCGGAGCUGUGGCUGCUGUGCUGGAGGGUUACUUGUAUGUGAUCGGGGGGAAUGAUGACGAUAUGGCUCUGAACACAGUGGAGCGAUACAACCCUGUAGACGGUACCUGGUCGAUAUGCGCCCACAUGCUGAGUCCCAGGGAGAACGCCGGCUGCACCGUUUACCUGGGACACAUCUAUGUGGCCGGGGGCAAAGACGAGCUCAACUUGAAGCUCUGCGGUGCUGAGAGGUUUGACCCGGACACUAUGAGGUGGACUCCUGUCAAACGUAUGAGGAGCAAGAGGGAUGAUAUGUCCCUUGUAGUCUUCAACGGUGCCUUGCUGGCUGUGGGAGGCUCUGACGGUGUCACCAAUCUGAAAACAAUAGAGGCUUACUGUCAUGAAACCAACACAUGGAGACACUUUGGAAGCAUGAAGAGCAAGCAUCCAGGAGGCAGAGUGGCUGUGCUGUGCUGA